Messenger RNA from Plasmodium vinckei vinckei, 1644 nucleotides. RefSeq names its product conserved Plasmodium protein, unknown function. The transcript has a single exon. Bases 1 to 1644 code for a protein of 547 amino acids. NCBI's taxonomy places the organism in Eukaryota, Apicomplexa, Aconoidasida, Haemosporida, Plasmodiidae. The record is from RefSeq and is a predicted model, not a curated record.
AUGCAAGAUGAAAAAGGAGAUCAUAUUGAAGGAAAUUCUUGUAUAGUUUCAAAAUCGAAACAAAACAUAAAUAGAAACGAAAUGGGUUGGAAAAAUAAAAUUGGCACAACUUGUCGAAAUAAAAAUAUAGAUAGAUUUUGUAGUGAAGGUGAAAAAAAAAUAGUAAGCAAUUGCACACAACAUCCCUUAAUUUGUAAAGAAGAUAAAGACAUUGAGAAUUUAAAGUUCUCAAUAGCUACCUCAUUAAAUAAACUUAAAAAAACGAGUCGUUCAAAAGUGAAAUAUUAUAAGGAAUCAGGGUCAGAAAAUUGUGAAGAAAAAGAUAUAAAAAAUAGAAACAAAGAAUGUAUACAGUAUGAAGAUCAAUAUUAUAAAAACAGAGAAAUCCAAAAAUGUAGUAAAAAUAACAAUGAGGAAAUAUAUCAGGAAUCACCUAUAAUUCAAAAAAACAUUCAACCAGAUUGCGAUGUAGAACGAGAAGAAAUCAUUGAAAAUAUGAGCAAGGCAAUAAAUAAUUCGGAAUUUAUUAAAAAUAUGAACUACUAUUUUGAAGAGGGGAAUAGUAACACACAAUCAGAAAGUGAGAAUAAUAAAGCUAGCCAAACGAGUGAAAGUGAUUGGUGUAUAAAUAUCGAAAAAGACAAACUAUAUAAAAGCGAACUUUCUGAAUUUGUAUCCGAGACAAACUACAAUGAUAAAAAUGAUAGUUGUGUAAAUGAAGACAAGGAAAAAAAUAAUAUAAAUUUUAUAGAAAAAAAAAAUAUUGCUAGCGAAAAAGAUUUGCUAAAAGAUAUGAAUGCACAUGUGCAUGCUUUUAAAGAACAAUGUGAUUAUUUAAAGGUUAUAUUAAAUGAAUUGAAAGAUUUAAUGUAUAUUAUCUAUACUUGUUUUAAGAUAAAGAAAGGUGAUAAUUGUUUAGAAAAACAAAUAAAUUCUACUACCAUUAUGAACAAAUGGGAUGAAUAUUUUACUCAAAACCAAAAGGAAAUAAAUUUACAUGAACAUGUCAGCAAAAAUAAGAAUUUUCAAAAAGAAAUAUUUUAUUGCCAAACUCUUAAAAUUAAUGAUGAAAAAAAUAUUUAUUCAUCUGAAAUAUAUAAUAUAUAUGUAAAUUGUUUGAAGAUGUUUAUGAAAAAUGAAUUAAGUAUAGCUCUUGAAAAUAUAAGAAAUAUUUUAAAUAAUCCAAAUUGUGAAAUAAAUAAAGAAGGUAUUAAUAAAAUGAAAAUAAAUAAUUUACAGCUAGCUAAUGGUCAUAUAAAAACGGAAUAUAUUACAAAGGAUGAAAAAAAUACAGAAGAAAACCAAAAUAACGAGAACAACAUUUCUAUAUUAUCAAUCACUAAAUUAGUUAGUGAUAUGUCUUAUAUUCGGCAAUAUAUAGAAGAAUUAAAAGUGAGUUGCAUAAAGGAAGAUAAGCAAACUCAAGUUAAAAUUGCAAACCCAAUGAAAAAUAAAAAACAACCUGACUGUUCAGAAAAUAAAAUUGAUAUUGAAUUUGAUAGCCAAAAUGAAAACAAUAAAAAAUAUCAAAAUAAAAUCUCAGAAUUAGAAAAAGAGCUUUUGAAUACUAAAUUGUUGUUAGCCCAAAGUGAGACUAUAAGAGAAAUAGAAAUUAAUGAAAUAAAAAAAAGUAAAUAUAAUUGA